Molecule: messenger RNA, 1205 nt
Organism: Solanum verrucosum
Lineage: Eukaryota; Viridiplantae; Streptophyta; Magnoliopsida; Solanales; Solanaceae
Product: bHLH transcription factor RHL1-like
Exons: 7
Coding region: 7-1170 (387 amino acids)
Biological process (GO): regulation of transcription by RNA polymerase II
Cellular component (GO): nucleus
Molecular function (GO): protein dimerization activity; RNA polymerase II cis-regulatory region sequence-specific DNA binding; DNA-binding transcription factor activity, RNA polymerase II-specific
Source: RefSeq, a predicted model, not a curated record
AAAACAAUGCAAGCUAUGAACUCAUUUCAAAGCACCGGCGAAAAUGGUGCUUCGUCCGGCGAACACAUCAGUCAUUCCCAUUUCGAUCCGUCGUCGUCACACGACGACUUCCUCCAACAGAUUCUCUCUUCUGUUCCUUCUUCUUCUCCCUGGCCUGAAAUCUCCGGCGACGGUCACCCCUACAAUUUCGACGACCAUCAGUCAACUCUCUUGGCUUCCAAGCUCCGGCAGCAUCAGAUCAACGGCGGCAGCUCUGCUGCCGCAGCUGCUAAAGCGUUGAUGCUUCAGCAGCAGCUUUUGCUUUCUAGAGGAAUCGCCGGUAAUGGCGGCUCUGGGAUGAACGGCGAUCAAAACGACGACGGUUUAAAUCCGGGGAAUGAUAUUUCAGUUCAAGCUCUUUACAAUGGAUUCGCUGGAUCUCUUGGUCAAACCUCAAAUCAAUCUCAGCAUUUUCACCAUUCUCAGGCGCAGAGUUUCGGAGCUCCGACGGCGUCGUUGACGAUGAAUCAAACGCCGGCGGCGAGUGGUUCAGCUGGUGGAGCGCAGCCAAAGCAACAGAAAGUUAGGGCUCGAAGAGGACAAGCAACUGAUCCUCACAGCAUUGCUGAAAGAUUACGGAGAGAGAGAAUUGCAGAGAGAAUGAAGUCUUUGCAGGAGCUGGUACCUAAUGCCAAUAAGACAGACAAGGCUUCAAUGUUAGAUGAGAUCAUCGACUAUGUCAGGUUCCUCCAGCUCCAAGUCAAAGUUCUGAGUAUGAGCAGAUUGGGUGGUGCUGCAGCUGUUGCUCCCCUAGUUGCUGAUAGAUCCUCUGAGGGAGGAGGUGAUUGUGUACAAGGAAAUGGAGGUCGGGGUGGCAGUAAUGGAACGACGUCGUCUGCAAACAAUGACAGCAGCAUGACGAUGACGGAGCACCAGGUAGCUAAGCUAAUGGAAGAAGAUAUGGGAUCAGCCAUGCAGUAUCUUCAAGGAAAAGGCCUAUGCCUUAUGCCAAUUUCCUUAGCCACUGCUAUUUCCACCUCCACGUGUCACUCCAUGAAGCCCAACAACCCACUACUACUCGGCGGAGGCUCCGCCAUCAACGGCGGUGGUGAGACCGGCGGUGGACCGUCUUCUCCUACCUUGUCGGCCUCCACUGUUCAGUCAGCUACGAUGGGCAAUGGCGGGACUUGAGUUAGUCCUUCUAUCCCAAUGUGACUCACUGUUUU